Molecule: messenger RNA, 2424 nt
Organism: Cercopithifilaria johnstoni
Lineage: Eukaryota; Metazoa; Nematoda; Chromadorea; Rhabditida; Onchocercidae
Source: the annotation of a GenBank genome assembly
AUGGCACAUUUGGUGAUUUAUGGAACAGAGUUGGAAGAACUUGACAAUGAGACGAGUUCGUUUGUUUUUACAAUAUUUAAUCCUAUUAUAGCAAUUCUUUCAAUAUUUCAUGUUAUUGUCAGACCGAUUGGCUGAUUGAUCUUCUUUCAUUUUUUUGAGCCAGGUUUUUUGCGCUUUGCUAGCACUGAACUUUCAGUUAUUUCAGGUAGCGUAAACAAUGUGCGGCCUCUUGGAAUUGGGCAACAAGUGGUGAAAGAUGAAAAGGGUCGAAAACGUUUCCAUGGAGCAUUCACUGGUGGUUUUUCUGCUGGUUACUUUAACACUGUUGGUUCUAAGGAAGGUUGGAUACCAAAAAAGUUCCGAUCAAGUCGCAAUGAAAGAAGCGAAAGAAUUGAUUAUAAACCAGAGGAUUUCAUGGAUGAAGAGGACUUGAGUGAAUUUGGAAUAGCAGCCAGGCGGAUAAAAACUGCAGUGAAUGUUGGUGAAGAUAAUAGUGAUAGACAUUUGCUAGCAUGGGAACGAAAUACGCAGUCUUCAAUCGAGUCAUCACUCGCAGCUCAUCUUCAAAAAAGUAUUAAGCCAUCUAGGAACUCAGUGGGCAUACAACUACUGAAAAAGAUGGGAUGGAGGGAAGGGCAUGGAAUUGGAUCGAAAAUGUCACGAAGAGCAUUAGAGAAACAGAAAUUGAAUGACGACAGAACUCAUGGUAAAGAAGGGUUUUACGAUGAAGAAGCAGUAAAGGAAGCAGAUGAAAUGGCACCAAAUUUUUUAUUUGCACCAAGCGACUUUGAUCCAACUAUUUUGAAAUCCUCUGAAGGCGUUCAUGGUUUGGGAUAUCGCGGAAUGCGACACACUUCUGUGCUCUCUGAGAAAUACGGCUUCAUUGAGGCUGCGCUAAAAAUGGAGAAAAAAGGAAGAGGUAUCUCAGGACAAGCAUUUGGCGUUGGUGCUUUCGAAAAUGAUGAUGCGAACAUAUACGCAAAUUAUGACCUUUCCCAAUAUGAUUUCGCGAUUGAUGGCGGUGUAACGGCGUCCGAUGCAUCGUGCAGUGCAAGUGACACAAGUUUUGUAAUGGCAUCCAAACGUCAAUCUGCAAGACGCUUUUUCGAACCACCGCGAAUCCCAUCAAAUUUUUUACCACAGCAUACUCCCAUCCGUCCGAAUAUUUCUCAAAUGCCCUUGAAUGUCAAGCAGUGCGGUGAAAGAAUGAAUCAUUUGCAACGUGCGAAGUUUUUGGGAGAGAUUGAUCCGAAACCAGUCUUUGAACUGGUACGUGAUGAAGAUAGAAAGAAACUGAAUGCUUCUCAAAGUGAAGAUGUAAUACAAAAUGCAUUCGAAGAGGAACCCAUGAAACAAGCGCGAUUUAAGCAAUAUAUGAAUUAUUUGAAACGAGGAUUGCACUAUCCACAACCACCCGAUAUGACAAGGUUGGAAUGGGACCAUGAAUUACAUGAUUUUCAAAAUGUGCUUCCUUCUGAAUUAUUACCGCUUAUAUCGGAAGUUGAAAGACAGCAGAAACCGCUAGCGCGCUCAGAUGUAGCGGCUCCCAUAGCCGAUGUUUUAAAAUCAAAGUUCAUUUCUAGUUCAAACUCCUGUUCUAACAAGGUGAAGGAAAUAGAUGAUGAACGAUUGGCAGCUGUAAAAGUGAAAAUGUUUGGUGUGAAGACUCGAUCAAUCGAUGAAUGGCAUCCUGCUAAACAGUUGGCUAAACGAUUCAAUGUUCCGGAUCCAUACCCCUCGUCUAAUCUCCUUGGUGUUCCUCGUUUACAGAAAACAGCAAAGAUCGAAACAUUAGCAAAUCUCGGUGCUCAUAUGUUAACAUUUGAUUCAACGGCACAGGAUUUGAAGUAUCGUUCAAGCUUAGGAAACAUCAAUGUGGAAAAAAAAGAGGCAUUUUUUACCGCUUUUUCACAGAUACAGAUAACAUAUUUGUAUCAAUUUAAAUUUUUUUCAUUGAUUUCCAUAACAGAAGAACCACUUAAUGAAGACAAAAUCAGUUCAGACCAAAAGCCGUCAGAAGAAUUCCUGAAAGCUAUAUUUGGUGACAGCGAUGAAUCUAUAACUGAUUCCGAAGAUGAGGAAGUGCAAAAUAAUCAGAAGGGUGUAAUAGUUCCAUCAACAUCUGAGAGCUUCCUUGGCAAUAAGAUUGAAGGCGAUAAAAAAUCUGUUUCAUCAGAAAAAAUGAUCACAGUGAUGGAUAUGGACUUGUCAUCUGACAGAGAUGAUGAUAAUGAAGAGUUCGGACCCGCACCUCCACCUUCCAUGUCUUUGUCAAAGGUUGAUUUGAGGGCAAACAUUAUCGACUUAAAUAAAAGAGAAAAUUACAUCGUCAUCAAGGAUCAUAAGAAUAACCUGCUCGAAUGCAUAGCUUUCGUUUACAUGAUCUCUGGACGAGUUAGUGGAACAGUUAGUGAAAUGAAGUGA